Messenger RNA from Paramecium octaurelia, 794 nucleotides. The record is from the annotation of a GenBank genome assembly. Lineage: Eukaryota; Ciliophora; Oligohymenophorea; Peniculida; Parameciidae.
AUGUUAAUAUUGAUAGUGUUGUCAUUGGCUUAUGCUCAAAUAUAGGAUGAACAAUAAUUGACAAAUGCAGCUUGUGUCAUCUUUUCUAGAUACUAUUUAUAAUCUAAUUAGGAGUUAGCAGGUAGGGUUGUAGGGGAAAUGAUUCAACAAGGAUUAACAUAAGAAGAUGCAGUAAUGUUUGCUGUUGCUUCCUUAGUUGAAUCAUGUUUAGAUAGCAUUACAACUCAGUAAACAAUGGAGGUAAGAAUAUUUAUAAUAGUUAGAUUAUCCAACAAUUGCAAUCAUAAAAAAUCAAUGUAGAAGCACAUAAGCAUUUAGUUGAAAAAGCUGAUUUAAGGAAGUUUGGGUCAAAAAAGAAGAGUGCAAAAAAAAAUGAAAUUCUAAAAAUCAUUAAGUCUAUAGAUGAUAUGGUUAAUCAAUAAAAAAAAGAGUAUGAAGGAGGUGAUGAUGGAAGUGAUUAAUAAGAAGGAGGAAGAAAGAGGCAAAGAAAUAGAAAUAAAUAACAAGAAUUGCCUGAUAUAUCUAUUUUUGAUAUAAAGGAAUGGAUUGUUUUAUCAUCUUUUGUUUUAGUAGGUGUUUUACUAUCUUAUAUAAGUAAAUAAUUUCUGUAUUUGUUAGUUUGUUGUGUUCCUGAGAGAAAUAAAAAUUAAAAAAAGGAAAAAAAAAAUAAAGUUAAAUCAAACGAAUAGGAAGAUGAUAAAUCUUCACUUAAAAAACAGGAGGAAAAUGAAUCAGAGGAUGAAAUCUCCCCUAAAGAAGUUGCAUAAAGCGAGGACAAAUAGAAAGAAGAGUGA